AUGGGUGCCGCGCUAUCAGCACCUUCCCUGGAAGAAAAUACAGGAAGAAAGGGAAAGCGCCGGCAACGCCCCAUUUCAAAGAGGGCAGCUGAGCUACACCAGAUAGCAGCACGCCGGACACGCCAUCGGCAGCAGAGGAUAUGGGCGGUGCUCCCUGCGUCUCCCCCGCCGCUUCAUCUAAGGGAACUCGACCCUCAAGUUCGUCGAAUCUUACGUCAGAUGCAGCAGCUUGAGAUUGCUCGGCGCCAUACAUCAGCAGACAGCUCGACCGCUGAGGAUGGUCCCCAACAUCUCCCUUCACGGGUCUGCAAUAAUCCAGAUUCAUUGGCCAAGCAUCAAAACCCUCCUCCUACCAGCAGCCUGGCCAGUCGACCUAUGGGUCGCAAACCUUUUGGCAGAUCUAUAGGCAUAUCACUGGGGCAGAUGUUCGGAGCACCAGGGACGGUGAACAACCGUCGUUUCAGUGCUUCUACCGGCCUGCUUUCUCAGCCUAUCGGCCUUGCCUUUACCUUCCGGAUUGCUGCGGGGCUUCACCUAGCCGGCCAGAGUUUUGCCCCACGUCCGGGUUCAGGGCCGCGCCGCCCGUAUCAGUUGUACCUUGGGCGUAUGUUUACUAGUACCGACGAUCACAAGACGGUUCACAGGUAG
Penicillium arizonense is the source of this 648-nucleotide messenger RNA. RefSeq lists its product as uncharacterized. The transcript is spliced from 4 exons. Lineage: Eukaryota; Fungi; Ascomycota; Eurotiomycetes; Eurotiales; Aspergillaceae. The record is from RefSeq and is a predicted model, not a curated record. Bases 1 to 648 code for a protein of 215 amino acids.